AUGCCCAUCGAAGGCACCGUUCUACCCAUCCAUAGCGAGAAAGAAGUCUUUAGUGCUGGUGAAGGCGAUGUCAACUUCCGGAACGUCAGCUGGCAGCGGGCGGCCAUCUUCAUGCUAAAGAUGACCUUCGCCACCGGUGUCCUGUCAUUGCCAGCAAGUUUGAAUUCUCUGGGAGGUGUCGCUGGAGCAAUCUUCAUCGUCUUCUGGGGUGUUGUUAAUGCCUACAUGGCCGUGCUUCAGGGCCAGUUCAAGAUUCGCCAUCCUUCGCUGCACACCGUGGCCGAUGGUGCGCACAUUGCUACAAUGGAUCUGUCAGGUGGUUCCAAGCGAUGGGCCAUGUUUGCCAAGGAGAUCACGGAAUUUGUCUAUCUGGUCUCCUGGCUGCUCUGCACUGGCCUCACAGUUCUUGGUAUUUCCAUUGCAAUGAAUGCUGUUUCUGACCACGGUACCUGCACCGUGGCCUUUGCAUUCGUGGCCUAUCUGGCCGUCGCCAUCCUGGGCAGCAUCCGCAAAAUUGAAAAGACGGCUUGGAUUUCUUGGGUUGGUUUCGUCUCCAUCGUUGCUGCCAUUCUCAUCGUCUUGAUUGCCACGGCCAUCCGAAGUCGUCCGGCUGCAGCACCCCCGACAGGAGACUUUGUCCUUGGAUUCCGAGCUUUCCCACUUGCUUCAGUUUCCUUCUCAAGCGCGUGGUCCGCGGCGCUAAUAAUAUACGCGUCUUCUGCAAACACCUCCGGUUACGUCCCGGUUAUUUCCGAGAUGAAGUAUCCUCAGCACUACUUCAAGGCUGUAUACGUUACCAUGUCCUGGAUCAUCGUGUCCUACAUGAUCAUCGGCAUGGUCAUGUACCGCUAUGCUGGACAAUGGCUUGCGACUCCUGCCCUCGGGUCUGCCGGUCCUACCAUCAAGAUCAUCUCGUACGCCGUCGCUCUUCCCAGCCUGCUUGCCUCAGGAAUGAUAUGUGUACACAUUUCUGGAAAGUCGGUCUUUGUUCGCGUGUUACGCAAUUCAAAACACCUCACUGCCAACACCUGGCAGCACUGGACUGUCUGGCUGGCCUCAACGUUUGGCACGGGCCUCAUCGGCUGGGUCAUCUGCGAGGCGAUUCCUUUCUAUGGAUCCUUGGUUUCCAUAAUUGGUUCCCUCGGUUUCGGUCCGUUGGGUAUCUGUCUUCCCGUUAUCAUGUGGUACAGCAUGCACAGAGGCUACCGCAAGGGAACCCCAAAGCAGAAGGCUCUCUGGGCUUUCCACACAGCCAUCUUAAUCAUGGGUUUGUUCGUCACUAUUGGUGGUACUUAUGCGAAUAUUGUCAUGAUUGUCCAGCAAUUCCAAGAUGGAACUGUUGGCGGCGUCUUUGAAUGCGCUGACAACAGCGGAACUGUUGAUUCGUAG
Didymosphaeria variabile is the source of this 1389-nucleotide messenger RNA. RefSeq lists its product as uncharacterized. Gene Ontology annotation, biological process: amino acid transmembrane transport. Gene Ontology annotation, cellular component: vacuolar membrane. Lineage: Eukaryota; Fungi; Ascomycota; Dothideomycetes; Pleosporales; Didymosphaeriaceae. The transcript is spliced from 2 exons. Bases 1 to 1389 code for a protein of 462 amino acids. The record is from RefSeq and is a predicted model, not a curated record. Gene Ontology annotation, molecular function: amino acid transmembrane transporter activity.